Epinephelus lanceolatus (giant grouper) is the source of this 1976-nucleotide messenger RNA. Lineage: Eukaryota; Metazoa; Chordata; Actinopteri; Perciformes; Serranidae. The record is from RefSeq and is a predicted model, not a curated record.
ACAAGAUCCUUUCCAUCCUGAAUGUUGAGCUGACAACACCCAGUCUCAGCUAUGCACUCGCUGUUAAAGAUUAUACGUGGACGUGGUGAUACACGUUUCCUAAGCCAAACCUCCUCCUGCCUGCAGUAUUCAAGGCAGAGUGCGCCGGACAAAGGCUUCAUUUCACAGUCCCUCUGCGCUCUGGGAAGGGAUCUAACUUGUGGCCGAAACUUUUCGACAGAUAUGAUGAAGAAGAAGUUAAUACUCGAUGUGGACACAGGGGUGGAUGACGCACAGGCCAUCAUGAUGGCCCUCGCGGCCCCCGAUGUGGAGAUUUUGGGGAUCACCUGCUCCCAUGGGAACACACCCCUGGACAACGCCUGCAAGAACACGCUGCGUGUCCUGAAAGCAUGCGGCAGGCUGGAUAUCCCGGUGUAUAAAGGCUGCGCAGAGCCCAUGCUGGGCCGCAGACGUCACGCUGGGGAUUUCCAUGGGAAGGACGGGCUGGGUGACGUCCCAGAUCCAGAUGCUCCAGGUCUGGAGCUGCUGCAGAAGAAAAGAGCUCCACAGGCCAUUGUCAAGAUGGUCAAUGAAAACCCUGGAGAGGUGAGUCUGGUGGCUACAGCGCCCCUCACUAACCUGGCCGUCGCAGUCCAGCUGAAUCCUAACUUCCAGAAGAAACUGAAGGGGCUCUACAUCAUGGGAGGAAACACUGAGUCCAGGGGUAACACCACAGUGUGUGGAGAGUUUAACUUUGUAGCUGACCCUGAGGCUGCCUACACUGUGUUGGACCGAUACACCUGCCCCACCUACAUCGCCACCUGGGAGUUCACCUGCAGGAACAGCCUGCCCUGGUCUUUCUGUGACACAUGGCUGGCGCAAGACACCGACAAGGCACGUUUCAUGGACAAGAUUUACCUCCACACCAGAAAGUUGUUGUCACCGCAGAUGGUCCAGACUGACCGCUACCAAAAGGAGCUGCUGGGAGGACCUGGGUUCAACACCUGCGACACCUAUGCUCUAGCCGCAGCCAUCGACGACAAUCUAAUAACGGAGAGUGAAGAGGUUGCAGUGACAGUGGAGCUGGAGGGAACCUACACCCGAGGCAUGAUGGUCGUAGACUACAUGGAGAUGCUGAAGAAGAAACACAAGGCCGUCAUCUUGAAGAAAGUCGACUUGGAGAGGCACAAACAACUGUUGAUGAAUGCACUGAAGUAGUUGGACAUCUCUGAGCAAGUAAACAUCAUAACCUUUGCAAAGUCCAGUGCAGACCACUCUUUUGUAAUCAUUCCAGACACAACAUUUCAAUGUCUUGCAUACAGUAUGAUGAAAUGUGGCAGUGUGCAGUGACUGAGGAAAUGUUGCAGCAAUAAAAACAUCAGCCACAUUUUAAGAGCCCUGAAGGGAGAAAACUAUUCAGCUUUCCUGUUUUCUGAAGAAGUCCUUUGUGGAGACACAAUGGAAAGCUCUUUUAAAGAAUUUUCCUGGUAUUUUAUUCCUCAUAGCAAAACAGAUGAUCCAGCGCAGACAUUUUUCUGACCAUUUCUCACUUUUUCUGACCAUAAGAGGACAAAAAAAUAAACUGUAAGACUUUUUUACUUAUUAAUUCUACUGGUGUUGGUCUUUAAUAGUAGGUUUGAGAAAUAUUGAAGUUUCUGUAUGAUUUGUCCUUUUUUCUAACAUGUUUGAGAUUAUUUCCAGUUGUGACAGGAGUCUUAAGGUGGUGGUAGUCUCCCAUAUUUUUACAUUUGUUGGUUAGCAUUUUCUAUAUUUGAGGUUUUAUUGUAUUUUAUAGGCUGUGAGAGACAUUGUCUCAUCCCAGGGAUGUUUUUUAUCCAUUACUGAUGGUGUAAUUGUAGCAACUUGAGUGUAAAGAAAGAUGACGACUCAUAUUGUGCUACUGUGAAAUCAUUACCUCUAUGCACGUACAUAAUUACUAUGCAAUAUACUGGUUCUUUUUGUUUUUUAAUCAAAUAAAUGAGCUGAUACUCACUGUG